Molecule: messenger RNA, 1479 nt
Organism: Drosophila obscura
Lineage: Eukaryota; Metazoa; Arthropoda; Insecta; Diptera; Drosophilidae
Product: glutamate transporter polyphemus
Exons: 6
Coding region: 16-1425 (469 amino acids)
Biological process (GO): amino acid transmembrane transport
Cellular component (GO): vacuolar membrane
Molecular function (GO): amino acid transmembrane transporter activity
Source: RefSeq, a predicted model, not a curated record
GGCUGUGGCGUUUCUAUGGUUUCCCACACUUUGAACAGUGCCUACAAUCCCUACGAGAAUCGCAAUGUGGAAGUGCCAAUGUCAAAUGUGGGCGCCUUUGUGUCGCUGCUCAAGUGUGUGAUUGGAACGGGAAUCCUUGCGCUGCCCCUGGCCUUUGCCUACACGGGUUGGCUCAAUGGGGGCAUACUGCUCAUUCUGAUUACGAUACUGCUGAUCCAUGGCAUCACGCUGCUGAUCAUUUGCAUGGUGGAGUCGGCCCGUAGGCAGGAGCAGGGCUACUGCAACUUUCCCGAUACGAUGGUGUACGCGUUCAACCAGGGCCCCAAUUGGUGCCGAUACUGCGCCAGGGCCUCGGGCUUCCUGGUCGACGGAGUGCUGGCCUUCUCCCACUACGGCGUGUGCGUCGUGUAUAUCGUGUUUGUGUCGGUCAAUAUCAAGCAGCUGUCGGACUACUACAUCAAGGUGAUGGACCUGUGGAUCUUCAUACUGUUUGUCGGGAUGCUGUCGAUACCGCUGUUCCUCAUCCGCCAUCUGAAGUAUCUGGUGCCCUUCAAUCUGGCCGCCAACAUUGUGAUGUAUCUGGGCUUUGUGCUGAUCUUCUACUACCUGUUCCAGAAUCUGCCAGCCCUCUCGGAGCGUGAGGCAUUCAGCGAGCCCUCCAAGCUGCCGCUCUUCUUUGGCAUUGCCCUGUUCUCCGUGAGCUCUGUGGGAGUGAUGCUCGCCAUUGAGUCGAAGAUGGCCCAUCCGGAGAAGUACAUCGGAUGGUUUGGCGUACUCAAUCUGGCCUCCGUUGUGGUCGUCAUCUCGUACCUGAUCUUUGCCAUCAUGGGCUACUGGCGCUAUGGGGAGACCGUGCACGGCAGCGUCACCCUCGAUCUGCCCAACGACGAAAUACCCGCGCAGGUGUCCAAGGCCUUCAUCAGCAUGGCCGUCUUCCUCACGUAUCCGCUGUCCGGCUAUGUGACCAUUGACAUCAUCAUCAAUCACUAUCUGAACCGGAAUGGGCAGCUGAAGCAUCCGCAUCGCAUCGAGUACAUUGUCCGGCUGUGCUUCGUCCUGGUGUGCACCGUCAAUGCGGUGGCGUUCCCCAAUCUGGGGCCACUGCUGGCCCUCGUCGGGGCAUUCACCAUCUCGCUGCUGAACCUCAUCUUUCCGGCCUGCAUCGACAUGUGCCUCAACUACCAUGCCCCCUACACCUACGGCAAGUUGCGCUGGAAGCUCGUCAAGAACAUUCUGAUUGUCAUCAUUGGCGCUUUGAUCCUGGUGUACGGCUGCAUCCUGGCCAUCAUGGACAUGAUCAAGGAGUACGGCGGCGGCAGCAAGAAGACCACCACUCUACCCGUGUCGAACAGCACUGUGGCUGCCACUGCGACCACUGCUGCUGCUGUUGCAGCACGUUUUUGGGCAGGAGACUCGAACGAUUAAAGAGUUUGCAGCUCUCCUUGCAAGACAUUCAUCUGGGGGCGCCAUUCGCAAAUG